This is a messenger RNA of Dalotia coriaria, 3529 nucleotides long. It is a transcript of the gene Vps11, whose product is annotated as vacuolar protein sorting 11. Gene Ontology annotation, molecular function: protein binding; protein-macromolecule adaptor activity. Gene Ontology annotation, biological process: organelle fusion; intracellular protein transport; endosome organization. Gene Ontology annotation, cellular component: HOPS complex; endosome. NCBI's taxonomy places the organism in Eukaryota, Metazoa, Arthropoda, Insecta, Coleoptera, Staphylinidae. The record is from RefSeq and is a predicted model, not a curated record.
CACGGCAUGCUGCGAUCCUGCAAUCUAUAAAACCAUACAUCUGCAACUUUUAAUACAUCAAAAUAAAAAUUGUUUUAAGCCUGCUUUGAUUUAAUUCUCCAAGCAUUUUCAAAUUAAAUCAUAGAUAACUAGAUAGAAGAGAUUUUAUUGGUUUAUUGUUGUAUUAUUGGAUUAUUUUAGUUUUAAACAUUCGAUGAUUAUUUUAUCGACCUUGAGGUUGACAGCAGGCGGUUUCGUCCUAAUGUCCAACAAAUCAAAACAAUGUUACUGAAGUUAUCUGUUUACUGCUGAAAUUAAUUCCAGUGCAUCGUGGGUUUACUCCCACAGACUCUUUUAUUCUUUGGGGUGCAAUAAACUAGAUAAAAUGGCAUUUCUCGAGUGGCGGAAAUUUAAUUUCUUCGAGUUGAAGAAGAACGUCGACGCUGGACGUCUCAACUCCUUGGAGGAUUUAAAUAUCACUGUAACUACCAGUGGAAACAAUAAUUUAAUCAUUGGUGAUGCAGGAGGAAAGGUUCACAUUGUUUCUAGGACUUGGCAUAUCACCAGUUUCCGCGCCUAUGAGUUAUGUGUAUCCCUGGCUCAACAACUUAGAAAUCUACCAUAUUUAGUCACAAUUGGGGAAGAUGAAUUGGGCAUUAAUCCACUGAUAAAAGUGUGGGAUACCAGUAGAUUUGACAAAAACAAUCUACCUUAUUGCACAAGGGUGACCAGAACUAACCCUAAUAGCAGGGCAGUCAAACCAAGUGUGCUAUGUGUGCAUGAAAAUAUGCAAUUGAUGGCAGUUGGUUUUGUUGAUGGUACUUUGCUGCUGUACAGAGGAGAUGUAACCAGAGAAAGAGGCUCCAGACUGAAGAUACUAAGGGAGGCUAGCUCUGGAGUGACUGGGCUUGCUUUUAAAUCUACUGCCAAUACAACACUCUUGUUUGUUGCCACUGAGAACAGCAUUUAUAUUUAUAAUAUCACGCAUAAAGACAAGGAAGUUAUGUCACUCCUGGAUAAUAAAGGAUGUCUAGCUAAUUGUUCAGUACUUGCAGAGUCUUUACAAGAGAGUCAUUUUAUGGUAGCAAGAGAAGAUGCAAUUUAUUGUUAUACAUCCGAUGGGAAAGGCCCGUGCUAUGCAGUAGACGGAAAAGUAAUGUUGCAAUGGUUCCGCAGUUAUCUCAUCAUUGUUUCAAAGUCAAAACGCCUAACACCUACAUCAGCCGCACCUGGCGCCGUUUCCAAUACGCAUCUUAUCACAGUUCUAGAUAUUCAAAACAAAUUCAUCGUAUUUCAAACACCCGUUGAUGAAAUCCGCUCAAUUUUAAACGAAUGGGGAGGAUUCUAUAUAAUCGACGUGCAUAACAGCAUCUUUCACCUAAACGAAAAGGAUCUGCAGGCGAAAUUGUCGAUCCUUUUCAAGAAAAAUCUUUAUGACAUUGCUAUCCGCAUUGCCAAGUCACAACAAUACGAUUCAGACGGACUAGUGGACAUUUUUCGACAGUACGGUGACCACCUCUAUGGUAAAAGCGAUCAUGCAGGCGCAAUUGAUCAAUACGUGAAAACCAUCGGCAAGUUAGAACCCUCGUAUGUCAUUCGUAAGUUUAUGGACUCCAAACACAUCGAUAAACUCACGAGUUAUCUGGAAGCGUUACACAAACAAGGUCACGCUACUGAAGAUCAUACUACUCUCCUGCUAAACUGUUUCACCAAACUCAACAAGACUGAUGAUCUUAAAGAGUUCAUCUUACAAAAGGAUAAAGAAUUAGAUUUUGAUGUUGAUAUUGCGAUUAAAGUGUGUCGACAGGGCAGUCCUGAAGAAGCCCUGAUGCUUGCAAAACGCCACCGCAAACACGAUUGGUACAUCAAGCUGCAACUGGAAGAUCAUCAAAGAUACGAAGACAUUAUUGACUAUAUCGGUGAUUUAGGAUUCGAAGAUGCGCAGUUUUACAUGCGAUUGUAUGGCGGUGUUUUGGUUCGAUGCGCAGGACAUAAAGCGACGCAGUUGAAACGUUUAUGCGCGAAUUUCGGACGUACGCAGGGCAGUGGCGAACGGCAACGCGCAAAUGCCGAAGAUUACAUUCAUUUAUUCCUCAAUGAUUCAGCCAGAUUAGUGGAAUUUUUAGAUUAUCUCAUUGCUGAAGGCUGCUCAUUGAGUGCAGCUGUGUAUGACACUCUUUUAGAGCAUUAUUUGCAUGUUUGGGAGUCAGUUGAUGGUCCGGAUCGCGCUCGUUUCGGUCAAAAGAUACUGAAACUUUUGCAGAAUCCUGAUGUGCAGUGCGACAAACAUCAAGCGCUUGUUGUUUGUCAUAUGCACGGUUUCAGCGACGGAAUUUUACACCUUUACGAAGAGCAAAAGUUGUACCAGCAGAUUUUGCGUUAUCACAUUUCACUGAAAGACACUUCAUCGGUUUUGGCAUGUUGUAAACGUUUCGGUCACCAAGAACCAACACUCUGGGUGCAGUCAAUGUGGUCAUGCGUGCGAGAUCCUGAUUAUUCCACGCAUAAUCUCUUACCGGAUGUGUUGGACACCAUUGCGAAGGAGAGAUUCUCACCGCAGUUAGUAAUUGAAGCGUUGGGCACUGGCAAAGCAGAAAUUACCCUUGCGCAUAUUAAACGUUAUGUUACGCAGGAGCUGCGCAAGGAACAAGAGGUAACUGCUGCGGAUCGUGAAUUAACGCUUAAAUACCGCAAAGAUACAAACGAAUUAAAGCGGAAAUUGGAGAAUCUCAAAAGUGGACCGAUUCUUAUUCAAGGCGCGCGUUGCGCUGCUUGUCAUCAUCCACUCGAGUUGCCAAGCUUACAUUUCCUUUGUCAACAUUCGUACCAUCAGCAUUGCUUCCAGAGUUAUGCUGAGAACGAAAACGAAUGUCUCGCCUGUCAGCCUGAUAAUAAAAUAGUGGAAUUACUUCGCGCACGCGAGUAUAACAAAGAUUUGCAUGAGACUUUUCACUCGCAAUUGGAUAAAACUGCAGAUGGUUUUGCGCUUGCCGCUGAGUAUUUUGGUCGUGGUGUGUUUAACACUGUUAAAGUGAUAACUGAACGACCACGACCGCCACCACAGAUGGUGAUGCCACGAGAAGAACCUGUACAAGGUUCGGAAGCACGUGUACGGCUUCAUGAGAACAAGAGGAGUACGCCGAUUGUGAAUAUUAGCGAAGGACGUGUGCGGAUGCAAGAGAAUCGCUUCAGUUCCUCAUUGGAAGCGAAUAUUAUUCAACCGCGGGUUGCAGAGGGACGGAAUGUCGCUGUGGUAGGAUCUAUGACAUCAAAUGCGUCUGUAAAGCAGGUUACAGUUGCUGCAGCAUCUGCGAACGGGAAUGGCAAUCCGUUUGAGUCUUCUUCGGAUUCAAAAGAUUACGAUAGCGAAAAUCCGUUUGAUGCGGAUGAUGAGAACUCGGACAAUGCCGACGAGGAUGACUAUGAUAAGAAUUUGAACCCUUUCGCCUAGUGUGUAAUAUGUGGACAUUUAUGCAAUGACAACGCUUUGUGUAUUAUUGUUAUUUCUAAAAUAUUAAAUUGUAUAAUAUACAUAACAAUGUAAUAACGA